Molecule: messenger RNA, 600 nt
Organism: Rotaria socialis
Lineage: Eukaryota; Metazoa; Rotifera; Eurotatoria; Philodinida; Philodinidae
Source: the annotation of a GenBank genome assembly
AUGUAUGCUCCUCGCGCAAAAUUCGAACGUGUCUAUGUUAUAUCACCGAUUAAAGUAGCAGUUAUAUUUCUAAUAUGUCUUCAUUGUCUUUGUGUUUUCGUUACGUUUUCAACAUCGUUUUGGAUUAAAACAGAACGCGGUCAUCAUGGGCCAUUGUUUAGCUGUGAAAAACGUUUGAUUUCGAAUAACGAUUUAAUAUUAUCUGUGAAAAAUGAAUGUUAUAUGGGCGGAUUUACUCAUGAUAUUAUUCUCUUCAAAAUACCACUAACAGCGAUGUUAAUUAUAAUGUCAUUUUUAAGUGCGUUUAUAUCCAUUACUACAGCGAGUCUAUCAUUUGUAGAAAACACAAGUUCAAUGCGUCAGCGAUAUUGGUUAUAUACGAUUAUUUUACUUCUAUUUGUUUGUAUUAUUGAUUGGUUUAUAUUGGUUUUUGUUCCAUUGAAUUAUCAUCAGGAAGUUUAUCAUCUUCAAUGGGCUUAUAGCGUGCAUUCUAUUUCAACUUUGUGCAUUUCUCUGUCGCUUAUUACAGCUAUCAUAAUGCAUAAGCAAGAUGAUAUUCGAUAUAUUGAAGGCAUUGCUGGAUCAACUAUUGAAAAAUAA